AAAAUAUAAAUAUUCGACGAAAGCAGCGAAAUCACUGUCUUGUUGCUGGCCGCUUGCUUGACGUGAGAAAACCAAACAGACUAGAAUCUCCUGAGAAUUUUUCCUGAAAUUCUAAGAUGAGCCGUCAUCCCCCUGUCAAAUGGGCCCAGAGGUCUGACGUACUAUACAUAACAGUUGAGUUACCGGAUGCCCAGGAUGUUAAGCUCAAACUGGAGCCAGAAGGAAAAUUCUACUUCUCUGCAACUGCUGGUGCAGAGAAGAAUCCUUAUGAAGUUGACAUUGAUCUGUUUGACAAGAUAGAUGUGAAUAAUAGCAAAGCUAGUGUUGCUUCAAGAAAUAUCUGCUACCUAGUGAAAAAGGCCGAGAACAGGUGGUGGGACAUAUUAUUGAAGCAGGGAGGGAAAUCUUCUUUCUUUCUGAAAGUUGAUUGGGAUAAAUGGGUUGAUGAAGAUGAGGAGCAAGAUAAUAAACCUGGAUCUGAGAUGGACUUGGGCGAUAUCGAUUUUUCUAAGUUGAACAUGGGAGGGGGUGAAGGAUUAGAUUUUGAUGCUGCAGCCAAUGAUGAUGAUGAUGAGAGUGACACAGAAGAUGAGGUUACAGCACAAGCAUCUGCUAGUAAUGAACUCGAUAUACAGGACACCGUGGGUGGCACUGCAAGGGAUGCACCUGAUACUAACGCAUAAAAAUUCAGAAUCUUGAACCGUAACAUAGCUUUGACUGUUAUAAGGACGAGCAUUCCUGGAAGGUUGCUUACCAAAAUCCUUCGCAGAUUUAUCUGAUUGUUCGGGGCUGACAUGUUCACUUCUUUUCAGCGUUUUGACCCUGGAUUUUAACUAGUUAGGCAUAUACGAGUUGGCCAUGCGUGAUAGUAUUUGAGAAUGUUAUGUCUUUGUAAUACUCACAAAGUGCAGUGGAUAAUGAAUUAGAAGAGCUUGAUGCUAUGUUUAUGUUUGCAUAAUUGAGCUCUACACUUUUCAGCGAAAUUAUACUACAGGAAUGACAAACUUAUCAAACUUCUG
Molecule: messenger RNA, 1019 nt
Organism: Abrus precatorius (Indian licorice)
Lineage: Eukaryota; Viridiplantae; Streptophyta; Magnoliopsida; Fabales; Fabaceae
Product: co-chaperone protein p23-1-like
Exons: 6
Coding region: 117-683 (188 amino acids)
Biological process (GO): protein folding; chaperone-mediated protein complex assembly
Cellular component (GO): cytosol; nucleus
Molecular function (GO): Hsp90 protein binding; protein-folding chaperone binding
Source: RefSeq, a predicted model, not a curated record